UGAGCAUGACCCUGAGCCCCCUCAUAAAGCGGCGGCACCCCGAUCGGGAAAUGCGCAUUCGCGGCCUAAAAUCUGGUACAUACAGAGUAUCAUGCCAAAAACAACUCCGCAGUGUGAUCAUGUCUCUAUCUGCUCUUCAUCCUCCUCUCACUCGACUCUAGCAGGGUUCAAAAGACCAGGGCACCGUCAACGCCUCACCGCCACCAGAGCAGACAACCGAGUAUUUCCAAGAGAAGACAAACUAUUCCUCGAAGAAGGCACCAACACCUUUCCUGCCCCCCUGGUGUUACCAGGAGAUGAUCUCGCAGGGGACCCAGAGGAUCCACAAACCUUCCAAGACUGGCUGAAUGGCGAACACCGCAAUCCAAUAACACCAAAACGGAAGACCAUCUACGUAGUUCAAUCGCCUCAAAUCAAUAAGGAAGUAGACUUCAUACAGACAUGGACAACACCGACAUGUCCAGACGCCGAACCUCAUCACAAGCCCCCUAGAGCGAAAGAUGUCCAAGACUACCUAAGUGCCUUCUACCACGGUCUCCCAGUGAGAACAAUACCGCCAUUGACGGUAGAAUUUCUGCCAUGGGAAGAAGCCAAACCAAAUCCCGAUUCCCGGAAGACAGACCUACAAUACGUGGGCCUCAGAAUCGACAAUGAAUGCAUCCGGAUUCGCGCACGCACUCUACCAAACGGGAUAUACAGGGGCCAAGUCAAUCUAGACGAUCUCCUCGACGCUGCUAUCAGCCUUCUUCCAAAAGAUGCCUAUGCCCUCCUAAUGCUCGUUGAUUUCGACCUAUACGAAGAUGAGGACGACGAGUUCGUGUGCGGGCGUGCAUACGGAGGUAGUCGGGUUGCAGUCGUGUCUAGUGCAAGAUACAACCCAGUUCUGGAUCGUAUCCAGGGGGUCGAACGUCUCCAUGCGUGGCCCGCGUCGCAUUGCGAGAAGUACAUGUCUGCUUGUUGCGCGGCUGAGCCAGCGAGCAAGAAGCAGAAAAGGAUACCGGUCAAUGGCCGGGGUUUGCAAAAGUCGGUGGUGCUGGAUGGGCCUUUGAAGGAGGCUGUUUCGGUGUACCGCUCAUUGCCCGAAGUAGGUAUUUCAACUCCGUUGAUGUCUGCUCUUUGGCUGGGAAGGGUUUGUCGGACUGCGAGUCAUGAGCUGGGUCAUUGCUUUGGUAUUUCCCAUUGUGUGUAUUAUGCAUGUUCGAUGCAGGGUACUGCGUCUAUCUGUGAAGAUGCGAGACAGCCGCCGUAUCUGUGUCCGGUGGACUUGGCUAAGGUGCUCUCUGCCACUUCUACGACUGCUUCGGAGCGGUAUCGGGCUCUUUUGGCUUUUUGUGAACGGUCGAGUCAUGGUGAUACCCAUUUAUUUGGACCGUUUGCUGCUUGGAUCAGAUGUAGACUGGAUCUGGUUGGGGAUUCGAUUUAG
This is a messenger RNA of Penicillium bovifimosum, 1423 nucleotides long. RefSeq lists its product as uncharacterized. NCBI's taxonomy places the organism in Eukaryota, Fungi, Ascomycota, Eurotiomycetes, Eurotiales, Aspergillaceae. The record is from RefSeq and is a predicted model, not a curated record. The transcript is spliced from 2 exons. The coding region runs from base 92 to 1423 and encodes 443 amino acids. Gene Ontology annotation, molecular function: metallopeptidase activity. Gene Ontology annotation, biological process: proteolysis.